CUCACCUCCUCUCCACCCCUUCUAUCUGUCGCUGCUGCCAGCCUCCAAAAAAGAGCGUUAUAGCAGUGCUGGUAGAGACACGGUGAGGUAUAACUCACGGUGGAUUUCCCUGACCAGGACCACUACUGAGCGACAGAGCCGACCAUGGAAGAACUUACGGCAUUCGUGUCGAAAUCUUUCGAUCAGAAAACCAAGGAGAGCAGCAAAGAGAGUAUCACGUACAGGGAAGUUUUGGAGAGCGGCUUGACAAGGGCGAGGGAGCUGGGCAGCCCGGAGACAAACCUGCAGGACAUUACGGAGGGCUGCCCGGUGCAUCUGUUCAAGGACCACGUCGAGCUGGAAAAGGACAAACUGAAGGACUUUAGCGUUUCGAGGUCGAGCGAGGGCAUAUACGAGUGCAAGGAUAAAAAGGAGGACGUGAAGUCGGAGGAUGAGGACGCACAGGGCAAGCUGAAGCAGCGGAGGAGUCGCACUAACUUCACCUUGGAGCAGCUCAACGAGCUGGAGCGGCUCUUCGACGAGACGCACUACCCGGACGCUUUCAUGCGCGAGGAGCUGAGCCAGCGGCUGGGACUCUCCGAGGCCAGGGUGCAGGUCUGGUUUCAGAACAGAAGAGCAAAGUGUCGAAAACAAGAAAACCAGAUGCACAAAGACAUCUUUCCCUUCUCUCCAGGUGUGAUCCUGGGCGGCGGCAGUCACCUAGACGCCUGCAGAGUAGCACCCUACGUCAACAUGGGUGCCCUCCGGAUGCCCUUCCAACAGUUUUCUGCUGUUCUGCAGGUCCAAGCCCAGCUCCAGUUGGACGGCGUCGCUCACUCCCACCCCCACCUGCACCCUCACCUGGCUGCUCACGCUCCCUACUUGAUGUUCCCUCCUCCUCCGUUCGGACUACCAAUCGCAUCACUCGCAGACUCGGCCUCUGCAGCAGCGGCGGUGGCGGCAGCUGCCAAAAGCAACAGCAAGAACUCGAGCAUCGCCGACCUGCGACUCAAGGCAAGAAAACACGCCGAGGCUCUGGGACUCUGACCCCUGCGGGCUGCCCCUCCGCUCGCCUGAUGCCCAUAAUCGCCCCUCACACAAGACUGAGCCUGUGAAAGGGCCGUGAUACUCACAGCUAAAACUAAACUAAACAAAAACACUGAGUGAGAAUGAAAGAGAGGAACACAUACAGAGAGGGGGGAGAGAGUGUGUGUUAGAGAGAAAGUGGGAGAACAGUGGAGGAGGAAAAUAAAAGAGAAGGAGGGAGCGAGAAAAUUGUCACAAAACCAGCUGCCAAAACAAACCACUUGUAGAGAACGGUAAUUAAAUACCAAUGAAAUCACCUUUUACUUUUCGCCCCAACAGGCAGGACUUCUGCGGGGCCAGUGGCUCAGUCCACUCCAGGCACAGAUCACAUCCCAAGGACCGUACAAACACAUGUGGAUGUCUGUCUGAGGGCCAGGCCGGGGCCCGUCAGACCAGAAGACGUUAGAACAAAGCAAACUGGCAGGCAGCAGCAGGGCCAAAAGCGGAGCCGCGCUGACGCUGGCUGCCGACAUGUUGACAAUGCAGAGGGUUGAGCAUGGGGGGAAACAGACCCAAACACCACCUCACCGAGGCAUUGGAACAGCUUUCACCUUUACCCCCCCCCCCUCCCUACCUUCACUAGAAAAAUGAAGAAAAAAGCAAACAUUAAAAAAGGCCAUAUCUGUCUCCAACCACUGUGUUCCCUGCUGCUGCCAAGUGCAUGAGCUCUAAUGGAGGACUGUUGUGGGACCGGCCUCCAUCCACACCUGACACAUACGCUCGACGACAGUUUUUAACACUGCCAUUCGACAUGCCCACUCCCCCCCUACACACACAGAUUGAAAGGUCUCCAUUGCGGACCUUGCACUCCUUAUGGACUUGUGCUAUAUCAAAAGCAACAACUCAUUUUUCCUUUGCUGCGGAGGGGAGACGUGUUUUAUUCUGCGUUGCUGGGCAUGUGUCGGCGAGACUUGGUUUUGCAUUUCUCCUCACAGCGUGCUCUCUGUCUUUAUUUCUUCCCGUUUGUUGUGUUGUAUCCUGGGUAAAGAAGUGAAGAUAGCCUUUGCACUUCAGGUCUUGUAUGUGGGUGUUUACAAAUGGCACUACAAGCAGAUACUACUUUACUAAUUAAAAGGGGAGGGGGAUUUGAUAUUGUAACGUGUCUGGCGAAAAGGACACUAUCUUGGAUAAAGGGUAACCAUGCGUUCUUUUUUCUUUUUUGUAAUUCUGAAAAUAUGAAGAAAGCAUCAGUCAAAGUGAAAUGCAAUGGUGUGCAGUUUAAGUGCAAUACUGUAAAUAGCAAAAAAGUAAAAACAGCUAGCAGUUAAUCCUCAACGAUAAGGAGACCCAAUGAUUUUUCUCUUUUGGAGUGUUUAAUUUCUUUAUCAAACAACAGCUUUUCUACAGCAGUGUAUAUUUUAUUGAGUUUGAGAAAAAGUCACUCAUUACCAGGUGCCAUAUCCCAUGUAACCUCCUCUGUAUUCGAGCAGUUUGGUUUUUAGAUGCUGCAGAAACAUGGGUUAGGUUCUAAAGAAAUAAAAAGCCAACUCUACAUUUGAGUAAAUCCAUUUAAUUUUGGAUAUUGUUCAUAAUAAACCCACAAAUCAGCAUUUAAUUCCAAAUAAAGCCGUUGUUUACACUAUGAUUAACUUCUGCAUGUUGUAUGUAACAUUUCAUCAUUUAUUUCCUGAUCAUUUAAACUGUAUUUUACAAAUUGUUCCAGGCAAUAGAGAACAUUUUGAUUAUUUGGUUAUUGAAAUAUUAUUUUGACGACUUUUUAACACUGCUGUCAGAGCUGCGUCAAACAUAUUGAUCUGCUGAAGAUCUAUGUACCUUUAACAGUCUCCCAAAAUCUAUUUUCUCUGUUAACAGACCUCCAUUUAGAACUGUUUAUCUAUGUCUCCAUUUUAAAUUAAACAUAUGGGUGUUUUAUUUAUUAUUUUGUCUGAAAGAUUAUGAAAGAUGAAAUCGUUGAACUACAAGUGUACAUUUUUACAUGGCUUUGCAUUUAUUUUUGUAUGUUUUUUUUAAGUGUUGAUUUUGAAUUAGGAGGUGUGGCUGUAGUGCAUUGUUUGCCGAAAAAAAAAUGUAGCGUGUCCGAGUUUACAAACAUUUCAGGGAUGAUUGAAUUGAACAAUACUCCAUGGAAUUUGUUGUACCCAUUAAAAAUGAUUAUCAUUUCACAUGCAAGCAUGCCUAAACAUGAAUCAUCGUACAGUUUGUUUUUCCCCUUUUGAUUCGCAAAAUAUGAAUGUACAUCUUGUACAAGUAAACUAUCAAUAAAGUUAUAAAUAUUUGUA
Eleginops maclovinus (Patagonian blennie) is the source of this 3305-nucleotide messenger RNA. RefSeq names its product shox homeobox (gene shox). The transcript has 5 exons. Gene Ontology annotation, biological process: regulation of transcription by RNA polymerase II. Gene Ontology annotation, cellular component: nucleus. Gene Ontology annotation, molecular function: sequence-specific double-stranded DNA binding; DNA-binding transcription factor activity, RNA polymerase II-specific. The record is from RefSeq and is a predicted model, not a curated record. The coding region runs from base 145 to 1026 and encodes 293 amino acids. Lineage: Eukaryota; Metazoa; Chordata; Actinopteri; Perciformes; Eleginopidae.